Messenger RNA from Plasmodium vinckei vinckei, 1692 nucleotides. RefSeq names its product methionine aminopeptidase 2, putative. The record is from RefSeq and is a predicted model, not a curated record. Gene Ontology annotation, molecular function: metalloaminopeptidase activity. NCBI's taxonomy places the organism in Eukaryota, Apicomplexa, Aconoidasida, Haemosporida, Plasmodiidae. Gene Ontology annotation, biological process: proteolysis. The transcript has a single exon. Bases 1 to 1692 code for a protein of 563 amino acids.
AUGAAUAAAAGAGACGGGAAAAAUAAAAGCGGGAACCAGAAAGAAAAAAAUGACAAAUCUGGAGGAUCAAAGAUUUCUAACAAAACCCCACAAAAUGAGAAAGCUGUAAAAGAAAACGAAAAAAAAGAAGAUAAUCUUAUAGAAGAAGCAAAAAUAAAAAAUGAGGUGAAUGAUAGUGAAAAAAAUGAUUGUACAAAAAAAGAAAACAAGGAAAAUAAAACUCAAGAUAACAAAAAUAAUAAUGAUGCCAAAAAGAAAAACAACAAAAAAGGAAACAACAAUAAUGGGGGUAAUAAAAGUGGAAAUGUAAAUAAUCAAGGCAAUGAAAAGGGAGGAAAAAAAAGUAAGGGUAAAAAAAAAGGGGAUAAAUUGGAUUCGAUACUUGACGAAUUUAAGAAAGAAAUUGGAGAAAUCAAAAUAAAAAAAUGUGAAGAAAAAGAAGAGAAAAAGGCUGAAGAAAUUAAGUACAAAAUUGAUUUUGAUCUCGAUGAAAUAAAAAAAAUAAAAAAAAGUAUAGUAAUAAAAGAACAUUUAGUAGAAGAACAAGAUAAUAAGCAUAUACGAUUAUUAAAAAAUUGGCCCCAAGUUGAAAACAGUAUACAAACAAGUCCAGCAACUAUACCUAUUGAAAUGGUUUACAAAAAUAAUAAUUACCCAAUUGGUGAAAUAUUAAAUUAUAAUAAUUAUGUAUUAAGUGGUCAAUCAUUACAAGAAAAAAAAGAAUUAGAAAAAUUGAGUAUUGAUUAUUAUCAAGAUUUAAGAAAAGCUGCUGAAUGUCAUAGGCAAGUUAGAAAAUAUAUUCAAACAUAUAUUAAACCUGGAAGAAAAAUGAUAGAUAUAGUACAAAAAACAGAACAAAAAACAAAAGAAUUAAUUUUAUCACAUAAAUUAAAAUGCGGAUGGGGAUUUCCAACAGGUGUCUCAUUAAAUAAUUGUGCAGCACAUUAUACCCCCAAUUAUGGUGAUGAAACAGUUCUAAAAGAGGAUGAUGUAUGUAAGUUAGAUUUUGGAGUUCAUGUGAAUGGAUAUAUAAUUGAUUGUGCCUUUACAAUAGCAUUUAAUGAUAAAUACGAUAAUCUUAUUAAAGCUACACAAGAUGGUACAAAUACUGGUAUUAAAGAAGCAGGUAUAGAUGCAAGAAUGUGCGAUAUUGGUGAAGCUAUACAAGAAGCUAUAGAAUCAUAUGAAAUUGAAUUAAAUCAAAAAGUAUAUCCAAUAAAACCUAUAUCAAAUUUAAGAGGACAUUCAAUAUGUAAAUAUGUUAUACAUGGGGGUAAAUGCGUGCCUAUCGUUAAACAGCAAGAAAAACAUGAAAUUAUGGAAGAAGGUGAUUUAUUUGCUAUUGAAACAUUUGCAUCAACAGGAAAAGGUUAUGUAGUACAUGAAAAUGAUUGUUCGCAUUAUAUGAGAAAUCGGGAUGUGCAAUAUGCACCUAUAAGAUUAAAUUCAGCAAAAACAUUAUUAAAAGUUAUAAAUGAUAAAUUUGAUACUUUACCAUUUUGUAAUAGAUGGUUAGAUGAUUUAGGCCAAACAAGACAUUUUAUGUCAUUAAAAACAUUGAUAGAUUUAAAUAUUGUAGAGCCAUAUCCCCCUCUUUGUGAUAUCAAAAAUUCUUUCACCUCACAAAUGGAACAUACUAUUUUGUUGAGACCUACUUGUAAGGAAGUUUUAUCUCGUGGCCCAGAUUUUUAA